CACUGACAAUUCCAAAUGUCAACAGGUGCCAGGCGGGCGCUGCCAGCCCAGCUUUAUCUCGCCCUGAAGGGCAACCUCUAUUUUCAUUACUGGGACACAAGCCCUUGCCGGCAGCAGCAGCUUGCUCCUGCAGCUAAUCAAGUGAUUUUCAGACGAGCUUUGACUUCAAGUGUUUUGAGCCUGGCUAACAUCCCAUUGACUCCAGAGACCCAGCGGGACCAGGAGCGGCGGAUACGCAGGGAGAUAGCGAACAGCAACGAGCGAAGGCGGAUGCAGAGCAUCAAUGCCGGCUUCCAGUCUCUGAAAACCCUCAUUCCACACACAGAUGGGGAGAAGCUUAGUAAGGCGGCGAUUCUCCAGCAAACAGCUGAAUACAUUUUCUCACUGGAGCAGGAGAAGACUCGGUUACUGCAGCAGAACACACAGCUCAAGAGGUUCAUUCAGGAGUUCAGCGGCUCCUCCCCUAAGCGGCGGCGGGCAGAAGACAAGGAUGAGGGCAUCGGCUCGCCAGACAUCUGGGAGGAUGAGAAGGCAGAGGAUCUGCGCCGAGAAAUGAUUGAGCUCCGGCAGCAGCUAGACAAGGAGCGCUCAGUCCGCAUGAUGUUGGAAGAGCAGGUGCGGACCCUGGAGGCCCACAUGUACCCUGAGAAGUUGAAGGUGAUUGCCCAGCAAGUGCAGCUCCAGCAGCAGCAGGAACAGGUGAGGUUGCUGCACCAGGAGAAGCUGGAACGGGAGCAGCAGAUCCGAACUCAACUGCUGCCAGCACAUGGUCCCCCAGCACCCACCCAUCAUCCCACUGUGAUUGUACCAGCUCCUCCUCCUUCCCAUCACGUUACCGUGGUAACCAUGGGUCCAUCCUCUGUAAUCAACACGGUCUCUACAUCCAGGCAAAACCUGGACACCAUUGUUCAGGCAAUCCAGCACAUUGAAGGGACACAGGAGAAGCAGCUGCUGGAGGAGGAGCAGAGGCGCGCGGUCAUUGUGACACCCGUCCGGGUGUGCCCGGAGCCCUCCAACUCCGACACUGCCUCUGACACAGAGGGUGAUGACAGUGACGCCAUGGAUCAGAGCAAGGAAGAUGUCUCGGGGGAGGGGGAACUGCCCUGACACCCCCCCCCAGCCAACAGCUGGGAAUGGGGGCAGGGGAGGGGAAUGUCAGAGGAUAUGCUGAAAUUUUUACAAAAUACAAUGAAAUUUGGGUCUCUUUUAUGACCUUUUCCAAUACUGUAAAUCAGAGCGCUAGAACCAGACAAACCGAAUGGUCACUCUUCAGUUCAAAGCAAAUGGGGGUGAGGGUGGGGGAGGGAGGUAGGGAGGAGGGGUGCAGUGUUAAUGGGUCAGCACUAAGGGGCAGUGUUAACUAGCAAAGGGCCAAAACUGGAACCCGGGAUCUGAGCCCAGAGGAACUGCUGAGGAUUUGGAUAAUGGGGCUCCUGGCUCCAGAUCACCCGUUGUUUUGUAAAACUGACCCCCUACCUACAGCGAGUCUCACAAAACCAAACCAGCCUCGGUUUAAUCCACCACUGGUGUGGCCAAGUGAUCUCCAGCAGGGGGCUUGGCAGCAUCCGUGGACCAGCCUGAGUAAUUGUCUCUGUUUGUUGAUAGUUUUUGUUAUUUUUAAAAAAAGGAGGGAAAAAAAACAAACCUUAAAGGGACACUGUUAGCUGAAGUCACACUGCGCACAGCGCAUAGUCUCCACCCCUCUUCUGAGCUCCCAGUCCAACUCGCAGGGAGCAGAGAGGAAAGUGUCAGGCUGCUCAGGCAGGAUGACAGUGUGCCUGGUGGGUGUGUAGUCAGUUUUGCUACUUUUGCAACCCCUUUGCCAGUUUCCCCAUGUUUGAACCCAGAUGGCAAUGGGAAGAGAGAGACUUUAGAAAGCCAAAGUGGGGGCUGGGGAUUGUAAAAGCAGCAGAGUGGUCAGGGGUCCCAGGGGCAGGAGCGCGCCCUCACUUUGAAAAGGAAACAUUGAUUUUUAAAUUUGGUCGUGUUCCUUUACUUUUAAAAUACAAAAAAUCCUGAUAAAUCCACAGCCAUCCCAGCCCCCACAGUGGGAGCUGCCCAACCCAACAAUAUCUGCUUCACAUUCUUUAUUUUCUCUUUUGUUUCUUCCUGUAAGCACUUAAUCCAUUGUGUGGGGUCUGACAGGUCAGAAGAACUCUUCUGUUUUGUGAUUGUGUUGCUUCCAUUUUUUUUGGUUGUUUUUUUUUUUUUUUUUAUUUCCCUGUCUCCCCUCCAUGCCCCUCCCUGUUUGGCUGUAGGUUUAGGCCAGUGUUGUGUAGAACCUUGUCGGUAUUUGGUAGGUUCCUCCCCAGCCGCAGAUGUCUCUGUUUCUUUCAUUUUUGUAUUUUUUUUGUUUUUGUUUUUUUACGAUUUUUCAGGUCUCUGUGUUCAUUGAGAAGCUAUUAUAUUUUGUUAAGAAAGUGGAAAAAAAAAUGAGGCUUGUGCCUUUGUAAAGAAACAAAAUAAAGUUUGUACUUUGUUUUUUAGAAUUUCUGCCUGGCAUCUGUCUGUGGAGUCCCAUGCCAGGCAGCAGCAGGGCUAUGGCCUGUGUAACUGGAGGGGGAGUGGGCUGGGAUCCUGGGGCUGCUCUUGAGAUGUCUGCAAUAUCUUUGAGUUUGUCUUCAGACCCAGGAGUGCUGGUGAGAACACCCCAUCCAUUUUGCUUCUGCUUGGAUUUGCCAAAUCCAGAAAUGAGGGGAUGUAGCCAGCUCUGGCCCCAAGCUAGAGCGAGAGGAGGUGUUCAUACGGCCUCUGCAGCAACCCUGAGAGAGUCACCAAGAAAUGGGUGCUGCCUUUCCACCAUCUCCAUGUUCUUGGCCAAACUGGCAGGCAGCACAGAAGUGUCCUGAGUGCAAGCUCCAGCAUGCACUUGAGCUCUGUCUCGGCCUCAGUGGCACUGGGGUGAAUGCUCAGGGCUGUUCCUGAGCUAUUCUUGCUGCCUCAUUUAUGAACUUUGGCAUGUGCAGAGUAGGUGCAAGGGGGAAGGGCUUGUUUUCUCAGUUCUGUUCCUGGGUUCACUCCACAGGCUGAAGAGCAGCUUUCUGGACUGCUGUAAGCGCUUGGAGUUGGCGCACACAGAGGCAGGGCGUGGGUGGCCUAUAGUACAGCAGCAGGGCACUGUGUACCCCACAGGUGGUGUUGAUGUGCUCUUAGACACCAGCUGUAUCCCAUGAGUUGGAUCUGGCAACUUUACUGCAUUUGCUGUCCAUGCAGAACCUAUUUCCAUUAAACAAGAGUGUCUACCUCUGACAGUCGCCAAGAAAAUCUCUGUGGUGUGAAUAGGUUGUGCUGUGCCAGCUCCCUGGACCAGUAGCUGUGGGAGCUAAUUCUGCAGUUCUCGCUCCAUGUGGCACUUAUUGCUGAAAGAAACUGAUUGUGUUAGUGCAUGGGAUGGGGAGGAUUUGAAAAAUGCAAAGAGAAGGUCUGUCCCGUACUUGGUGGCAGCUGUCCCAAAAGCACCCUUUAUUAUACUGUAUUGUACCCACUAGCUGAGUACAGCAGCCCAGCUCUGCCACAAAUAGGGAUUGUCUAAAUUUAUACCCUGGUUCAUGAGCCACAAUGACAAGGUUGUGGUUUUAACCCUCUGUCACCUUCUGUAGCAGGGAGUGAUGGAGACAUGAGGCUGGACACUGCUCAGUAGAUGAACCAAAGCUUGCUUUGGGGGGGUCCAUCAGACUGCAUGUGGAAUGCUGGUAACAUACUCUUUGAGCUGAUGCUGGUGUCCACACGGUGCUUGGAGGGCAACCCAGUUGCCCUCCGGGUCACGGCUAAGAAAACUGCCAGUUCCUGUGGCUUUGGUCUUCACGUUCAGCCUCUCAAAAAUAAGGGCCCAAAGUGAACCUCUGGGCUUGCAGGCACUCGGAUCUCUAGUAGCACUUGCUCAUGGCAACUCAGCAGCCAUACUUAUGAAUUUCAAGCUCCCUCAUGAGCACCAAAGCUACUCAAUCUGUCUGAGCCAUUGUGUGCUAGUGACGUAUGGACUAAGCCCAGGACUGCAAUUGUUCUGCACACCCCUACGCACAUCCUGCUGCUCCACUCUCCCAAGUGCCAUCUUUGUUCCUGGAUCCUGUGGGAUGUCAAAUAAGCAGUAUCUUGAAUUGCCCAGAAAGGGGGCCCUUGUAGAUGGCAGUUACAGGUUACUUACUCUAAUUGUUGUUCAGUAAAAAAACAACCUUCCUUCUAGGACUUUGUCUUGCUCCUGUCACCAUAGGCUUUUCCACAUGCAGUAGUUGCAAUAGCACAACCCCUGGGCUGCUUCCCUUCCUGAGCUAGGGAUAGUCUCUGUGGAAGAAAUCAUCCCAUGGAUAGCAUGGGGUUGGGGGAGGAGAAGAGCGUGGAUGAUGCCAUGAAUAUUCCUUUAGUUACAGUGUAAGAGGCCAAUCAAUGGGGAAGCUUUGUACUAUUUUCUGAAGGGAAUUGGAGCCCACAUUCAUCUCAUCAUCUUCAGAAGUCCAGUUAGCCUGGCCAGCCUUAGAAAGGCUCAAAUGCUGCCUUGACAGGUUUUUUGAGCUGCAUUAACUCAGUUUGCACAUCUGUUUCCAUGAUACUUUGGUUGGUUAAAAGCCCAGCAGUGGGAUAUGGCAGAAAUCUCAGGCCUUUACCAUAGACAUUGAGGCAGUAGAAAUGAGCCCCAUGAAAGUAGUGGUUUAGGUUUCUGUUAUGGUACUGAAAAUGAGUGCUAUUAGGGCAAUGGGUGUCCUCCAUCCACUGAUGGCAAAAUCUACUGCUGGCAAAGCUCAAUGAAAGUAAUAAUCCUGACAAAGACGCUGGGCAGCUCCACUGCAGGCAGCCACUGCUGAACUCGUUUCCCUAAGUGCCUUCUUCCCUCCAGGCAGACAAGGUCUUUGGGUGCCAACUAUUUAACCUUGCAAAAAGCCUUGUCUGCCUAUGUCCUGAAACCAGGGGUGGGCAAAAUGCGGCUCAGGGGCCGGAUGUGGCCCGCCAGGCCAUUCUAUCUGGCCCGCAGGGCCCCUAAAAAAUUUAG
This is a messenger RNA of Alligator sinensis (Chinese alligator), 4984 nucleotides long. RefSeq names its product transcription factor AP-4 (gene TFAP4). Gene Ontology annotation, molecular function: RNA polymerase II cis-regulatory region sequence-specific DNA binding; DNA-binding transcription factor activity, RNA polymerase II-specific; protein dimerization activity. The transcript is spliced from 7 exons. The coding region runs from base 16 to 1107 and encodes 363 amino acids. The record is from RefSeq and is a predicted model, not a curated record. Gene Ontology annotation, biological process: regulation of transcription by RNA polymerase II. Gene Ontology annotation, cellular component: nucleus. Lineage: Eukaryota; Metazoa; Chordata; Crocodylia; Alligatoridae.